GGGUAGAGGAAGGUCAUAGGUCUCAUUGAGUGGGACUUGCCUGCUUCUCUUGCACCCUGUCGACUCCUGGUUUCCAGCAUGGUGUGUUUUCUGCUCCCCGGGGGCUCCUGGAUGGCAGCUCUGACAGUGACUUUGAUGGUGUUGAGCCCUCCCCUGGCUUUGGCCAGGGAUAUUGGACCGCAUUUCACUGUGCAGGCAAAGCAUGAGUGUCGUUUCUACAACGGGACGGAGCGGGUGCAGUUCCUGGACAGAUACUUCUAUAACCGGGAGGAGAACGUGCGCUUCGACAGCGACGUGGGGAUGUACGUGGCCGUGACGGAGCUGGGGCGGCCGGACGCGGAGUACUGGAACAGCCGGAAGGACCUCCUGGAUGAGGCGCGGGCCGCGGUGGACACGUUCUGCAGACACAACUACGGGGUUGGUGAGAGCUUCACGGUGCAGCGGCGAGUUGAGCCUCUGGUGACUGUGUAUCCUGCAAAAACCCAGCCCCUGCAGCACCACAACCUCCUGGUCUGCUCUGUGAAUGGUUUCUAUCCAGGCCCCAUUGAAGUCAGGUGGUUCCGGAAUGGCCAGGAAGAGGAGGCAGGGGUCGUCUCCACAGGCCUGAUCCAGAAUGGAGACUGGACCUUCCAGAUCCUGGUGAUGCUGGAGACAGUUCCUCAGAGUGGAGAAGUUUACACCUGCCAAGUGGAGCACAUAAGCCUGGCGCGCCCCAUCACGGUGGAAUGGAGGGCACAGUCUGAAUCUGCAAAGAGCAAGAUGCUGAGUGGAGUCGGGGGCUUUGUUCUGGGUCUCCUCUUCCUUGGGGUCGGGCUGUACGUCUACUUCAGGCCUCAGAAAGGACACUCUGGACUUCAGCCAACAGGUCUCCUGAGCUGAGGUCCAGAGUGAAGUCCAGAAGAGCCUCUGCCCCAGCUCUUCACAGCUGUGGCUCUUAUUAUUCCACAGAAAGAGUGCUUUCCAGGAUCCAGCUUGCUCCUUUUUCAGUGACCCUACAGAAAAAUCCUGAGCCCCUGCUCUUGGCCUGGAGAUCCUCAAUAUUGAUGCAGCCUUGUUAUCAUUCUUUUCAGUUCCGAUUUUAUUCAGUCCUUACUCCCUUCCAUGCAUCUGAAACUCCCCUUCUCCUACAUUACUUUAUAAAAUUUUCCUCAAAUAAAAUCAGUGAAAAUAAUAACAGUGAAAUAAAUAAAAAGAGUGAAAAUCA
Molecule: messenger RNA, 1204 nt
Organism: Choloepus didactylus (southern two-toed sloth)
Lineage: Eukaryota; Metazoa; Chordata; Mammalia; Pilosa; Megalonychidae
Product: HLA class II histocompatibility antigen, DRB1 beta chain-like
Exons: 6
Coding region: 79-879 (266 amino acids)
Biological process (GO): immunoglobulin production involved in immunoglobulin-mediated immune response; peptide antigen assembly with MHC class II protein complex; positive regulation of T cell activation
Cellular component (GO): MHC class II protein complex; lysosomal membrane; late endosome membrane
Molecular function (GO): MHC class II protein complex binding
Source: RefSeq, a predicted model, not a curated record